Molecule: messenger RNA, 816 nt
Organism: Saccoglossus kowalevskii
Lineage: Eukaryota; Metazoa; Hemichordata; Enteropneusta; Harrimaniidae
Product: sialate:O-sulfotransferase 1-like
Molecular function (GO): sulfotransferase activity
Source: RefSeq, a predicted model, not a curated record
AUGGCGUCGAAAGACUCACCGAUCGUUGACAUCACCCAUACAGAUUCCGAAAUCAACGAUGACAUCGCUCGCACUGUCAACUCACUCAACGAAACACUAAACUGUUCUGUUAAUUGGUGUAACAAAACUAAGCCUUUUGUUGGCUUAGCCAGUUUUCCAAGGUCCGGGAACACAUGGGUCCGUCAUUUAUUGGAACUUGCCACAGGAAUAUAUACUGGAUCUCUUUACAAUGCAAUUGGUUUGUAUAGAGCUGGAUUUAUUGGCGAAUACGACGACCCCGAAUUGCGGAGGGCGUUAGUUUAUAAAUGUCACGGGUUCGCUCUAACAUUUGAUAGUGGAAUAAUACUCAUCAGAAAUCCAUAUGACUCACUCAUAUCGUUUUUUACAUUCAAAACAAAGGGCAUAAUGGCAAAACAAAAUGCCGAUGAUUUUAAUAACAAUAAAAAGUGGACAGAUUUCUUUUCCAGCCAAUAUUUUAAGUGGCUGCGAAUUAUUGACAAAUGGAUAAGUUCCGAAAAAAGAAUCUUAAUUUUACACUACGAAGAACUGACGCAACACCCGAUGCAGGGACUGGAGAAAAUAUUGAAUUUUCUGAACGUCACAUUUACCCCGGAACGUCGUCGGUGCGUUGCAGAUGACAUAGAGGGCAAGUUUCAUCGACGGAAUAAGGAGGCAUUCCAAUUCGAUCCAUACAGUAAAGAAAUGCAUGUAAUUAUGGAUGCAGAUAUUGAAAUUGCAAACAGACUAUUGAAAAGUAUAAACCAAACGCUAGUACAUAAACCAUCGUAUCUAUCUAUGUUAUCCGACGCUGAAUAG